This is a messenger RNA of Pistacia vera, 2002 nucleotides long. RefSeq lists its product as uncharacterized. NCBI's taxonomy places the organism in Eukaryota, Viridiplantae, Streptophyta, Magnoliopsida, Sapindales, Anacardiaceae. The transcript is spliced from 2 exons. The record is from RefSeq and is a predicted model, not a curated record. Bases 61 to 1743 code for a protein of 560 amino acids.
CCCUCUUUCUCAAUCUUCUCUUUACUCAUCAUCAUCUCUCCGUGUUUCUCCAUAGCCGCCAUGGGUAGCUGUUUCAGCAAGAAAGAGUCUUCUUCUUCUUCGUCGAUUGCAGUGCAGCCUGUAGAUCCAAACAAGUCUCAGAAAAGCGAACAAGUAAUACCGCAACAAGAAACCACAAAGAAGGAAAGAGAAGAAAAUGAAAAAGAAGAAGAAGGGUUAGUAAAGAAGGAAAUAUUUGUGAUAAAGCAUAGGAAGAGCCAUGAAAAACGCUCUCUUCCUCAACAGAAUGAAGGUGUUGAUGAGGAGGAGGAAACGGGAAAUAACAUUAACAAUGUGGUAAGGACAUCAAGCUGCACCAAAGAAGAGGUAGAUGCCAUUCUCAUACAGUGUGGAAGGCUUAGCCGAAGUAACUCCUCCGGGAAGGCAGCUUCUUCAUCUGCCAGAAAGUACUCUGGUUCUAAGAGAAGUUAUGACUUCGAUCACAUUGAAACUAGUGAUGGUGUCGUUGAGAAGAAAAGUAGUGAGGAUGAAGAUCAAACGAGGCAGCACAGACAACGCCAUCGCCAUCGUUCUUCUUCUCAAGGUAGGAGGAGGACCCCCAGUAGAGAAAGAGAUCAACAGCAUCAACGUUCUGGUAGUAGAGAGAGAGGUGGUGGUGGAAGAAGAGUGAGCAGAUCGCCUGGUAGAAGAACUGAAAACAACACUAGUAAUACUAGCACUACGAGGCCUGGAAAAAUGGUCUCAGUUCCUGCUACUGUGAAUGUGGUGGAAAAAACAAACAAUAAUAUUAAUGGUGUUGUAGAACCAAUUAAGAGGAUUUCUGUAAAGAGAAAUGUUGCUUCACCUCGUUCACAGUCCCCAGCUAGAACUGCGAAGAUCUCAAAUGAUAGUCAGCAACACCCCUCUCUUAGUCGCACUUCUUCAAGGAAAGCUGAGCAUUCUCCUUUCAGAAGAAACCCCUUGACUGAAAUCGACACCAACAACAACAGACUUCAAACCAGAAGCAAAGAUAUUCCAGCAGAAGCUCUUUUAAUCAAGGAUUCCUCCACCAAUAUUCUCUCUCAGGCUCCAAUGCAGAAGCCAAAUAUGGAGAUUGCUGCUCAAGGGACUAACUACAAAGCCAGCAGCAGAGACGAGGAAGAGGCUAAAGCUCAGGUACCAAUAAAUAACAACGUUACUCUGCCCCAAACUUUAACAAGAAGUAGAUCUUCUAGGCGAUCUAGAGACCUAGACCUUAAUCCGGAAACAAUGUUGAAUCCUACACCAUCAUAUACGGCAUUAUUACUCGAAGACAUCCAAAACUUUCACCAGAAUAACACUACUCCUUCAUUUUCACUCCCACCCUGUGUAACCAAGGCCUGCUCCAUCCUUGAAGCCGUUGCCGACCUCAAUUCCACCACAAGCUCCAAUCUAUCUUGUGCAUUUUCUGAGGAUACCUACAAUAUUUCUCUUGUUGGAAAGAAAAUGACAGAGGGUAAAGACCCUUUUGUAGAAUCUGAGGUGCUUGCAAGUGAUGAUCUUACAGAGCCAAGCUUUCAUAAGUAUGUGACCGUAAGGAGGGGUGGCACAUUAGGAGGGGCAGAUUUGGAUGAGCAGGAAUCAUCAGGCAGCAACAGCUAUGUGGGUGGUGUUCAACAAAACUGGAAUCUUUCUUCCUCUUCAUGGGAACCUAAUUCAGCCGACUCAACCGACCGCUGGACCUCAAUGGAGGACGACCGGAGGCAUCUCUCUUCUGAAACUUGAAAGGGAUUGAGUGGUAGAAAGAGAGACACUAAUUAUCAGAAGGGUGAAAUUUGGCGAAGCAGAGCUGGAGUUGGAGCCAGUAAAAGUCUCCACACAGUUUCUAUCGUUUCAGCUGCUGCCUCAACGUAACUAGUUAACAUUUUAAUUGUAGUUUUCAUUUUCAAUUGCGGACGGUGAGGACGAUUUGAAUGUUGCAAACUCGCAACCAUGUUCUUGUUCAUUUCAAUCAAAGAAAAUUUGUUGUUUCUUCCGAUUGCUG